AUGGCUCUCUACCAGCAACCCGAGAACCCGUACGGCUCCCCCUCGCUAGUCAUCGAGCCGACCCAGAGAUACCUCUACCACCUCCGAUCAAUGGCCCACCGGAAAGAUGUCCUCGUUAAAAGCGGCUUCGUCCUGAAUCCACUGUCUGAGAGAGAUAUUGACGACAAGAAGCGAUGCCGCAGAUGCAACCUCCGCUGCUCCAACAACAAGAACAAGUUGAGGUCCAACGACAAAGGCUCCCAUGCGGACGCCAAGACGCCCUUUUCUACUUCCUCUCCGUCCACCCAGCCCAAGACCAAGUCCUUUACCAGCACUUCACCCAUGGCUGACCAGGAGCCCGAGGGCGCAAACGGGGACGCGAAGCCAGCAAAGCCGGUCCUCAAGUGUCAACACCACACCGGCCGCGUCUUCAACAUGCGCUGGAGCUGCUGCAGCGUCCACGUCUCCGCGCCAGGAUGCACCUACGCCCCAGAGCACCUCGUCCGGACCUACCCCGCGGGCGAAGUCCACGCCCGCCACCAAUACCACAAGACCCCGACCCACGACCUCCUGAAGCUGGACCUCGACGACGACCCCUUCCCGUCCAGCCAGAGGGCGCCCCGCCGCGCCGUCGCCAUCGACUGCGAGAUGGGCGUCGCCUACGACGGCGAAUCCGAACUCAUCCGCGUCACCCUCGUCGACUACUUCACCUCGGAGAUCCUCCUCGACAGCCUCGUCUACCCACAAGUCCGCAUGCAGCACUACAACACGCGGUACUCGGGCGUCUCCCGCCAGGCCAUGGAGGCUGCGCGGUCAAAGGGCAAGUGCAUCACGGGCGGGCUGGCCAACGUCCGGGCCGCGGUGUGGGAGUGGGUGAGCGCCGAGACCAUUGUCGUCGGACACGCCGUCCACAACGACCUCGCUUCUCUGCGGUGGAUUCACCUCAAGGUGGUGGACUCUUUGAUCCUCGCUACUGACGUUCGGGCCGAGAUUGAGAGACUGGAAGCGGAGGAGGCGGAGGAGAGAGCCAAAAAGGAGGCCGCAGAGGCAGCGGCUGCUGCUGGUCUCACCCUGGAAGGCGAAGACCUCAUCUCGUUCGAUAAGCCUAGAGACCCAGAAAAGGCAGAGGGAGAAGCGCCCGCUGAGAAGAAGCACAUGAAGCGCAAGGCCGGCGGGCUUUCCCUCAAGGCGCUGACUUCCGAGAUGCUAGGUCGUGACAUCCAACAGGGCAGGGCCGGUCACGACAGUCUGGAGGACGCCUUGGCAUCCAGGGAUCUGGUGCACUGCUUCGUGGCCAAGAAGGUUUUGGCGUCGACUGAGGUUGGGGGACCGGUCAUGCCUGGUUUCUGGUAA
This is a messenger RNA of Colletotrichum orchidophilum, 1332 nucleotides long. Its product is annotated as RNA exonuclease. Gene Ontology annotation, cellular component: nucleus. Gene Ontology annotation, molecular function: nucleic acid binding; exonuclease activity. Gene Ontology annotation, biological process: ribosomal large subunit assembly; rRNA processing. Bases 1 to 1332 code for a protein of 443 amino acids. The transcript is spliced from 3 exons. Lineage: Eukaryota; Fungi; Ascomycota; Sordariomycetes; Glomerellales; Glomerellaceae. The record is from RefSeq and is a predicted model, not a curated record.